AUGGUCAUGAAAAAGGUGCUGCAGACAAAUGAUUAUGCCAGCUAUUUGAGAGAGAUACGAACGUUGAUGGAAUUGUCGCACGAGAAUGUUGUCCGAUAUUAUGACCAACCAAGCAAUUAUCCCGGUAUCGAUCCGAAAGAAUGGUUGAUGUUUAUGGAAUAUUGUGAACAUGGAUCAUUACGAGAUGUGCUGGCUGACAAGAAUUUGGUUUACUCAAUGGCCACGGUAGCCAAAUGGUGUUCCGAGCUGUUCAACGCCCUUGACUAUAUCAAAAGUAUGAAAAAGGUUCAUCAUGAUGUCAAACCGGACAAUUUAUUCGUCCAUGGCCAUGAUUAUACCCUGAAAUUGGGAGAUUUCGGGAUUGUCCGGGAUUUAAAGACGAGUUCAAACCUACGAGGCGGUACUUACGGAUACAUGGCACCGGAAGUAUUGAAUGGCAUUGAAGUGAAGGGAGAGGUUAGU
This is a messenger RNA of Mesorhabditis spiculigera, 462 nucleotides long. The record is from the annotation of a GenBank genome assembly. Lineage: Eukaryota; Metazoa; Nematoda; Chromadorea; Rhabditida; Rhabditidae.